This is a messenger RNA of Malania oleifera, 414 nucleotides long. RefSeq lists its product as uncharacterized. The record is from RefSeq and is a predicted model, not a curated record. NCBI's taxonomy places the organism in Eukaryota, Viridiplantae, Streptophyta, Magnoliopsida, Santalales, Ximeniaceae. Bases 1 to 414 code for a protein of 137 amino acids. The transcript is spliced from 3 exons.
AUGGCUUUCAAUCCCUUGACUGUUAUUCUCAAAGAAAACAAACUGUUUGGACCUAAUUGUAUUGACCGGAAAAGGAACUUGGAUAUUGUACUGACUGCAAAGGAGUACAAGUACGUGCUUAUAGAGCAUCAAUUUGUGCAUUUUGCCUAUGAUAUAAUGCAUAACCUCAAAAAAAUGUUUGGGGAUCAAAAUCAUGCUAUUAGGCAGACUGCUAUGAAUGAGCUAGAGAUCCUUGGAGCUGAGAUCAAUGGGGAAACCAAGGUCGAUAUCGUUCUCCAGUUGCUUCAUGACUCUUUCAAGCAGUUUUUCCUUAACUACAACAUGAAUAUGCUCUCUUACUCAUUAGCAGAACUACUUAAAAAGCAUCAAGCAACUGAGGGCCUCAUUAGGAAGCCAACUAUUACUCGUGACUGA